UAUUGUGUCUUCGGCGCUCCAAGUAAAACUGACACAUCAUAGUACAUCUUCUUCUCCUCCGUUUACGCUCCGGCAAAGUCUGUCUGAUCGGUUUUCGUCACAUCUCGAUUGAAUUCUGGGUAUAUCUGGAGGCCGGAAAUUCGCUAAUCCCGUUUCAUCUUCUUCUAGUUCUGCUUGAAAUUUCAGAGACCCUCUUCCGUUCUCCAUCAAAAGUUUGCGGGAAGAACUCCAUAAGGAGCCAUGGAUAAUACGCAAGUGGAGUCUCUGGAAGAGAAGCUAAUGAGUCUGCUGCGUCAGCUUCAGGCGGAGCAUGCAGUUUUCGAGAGAAUGGUGUACAAGAAUAAGAAUCAGCACCGGAGAUGCUCCUAUUUUCAGUACCUUCUCAAGGUGAGGAGGGAUUUGAGGCUUUUGCGGACAGCAAACAUGGAGGAGACAUUGAGAUCUUGCUUCCAUGUUAUCGGUGAAACAAAACCUAGACAGAAAAUGUAUCAUUUGGAAAGCUUGAAGCGCAGAAGAUGUGAAACUGGAAAACCCAAUUUACUGGAAAAACUUCUUGGAACUCUUCGUUUGCUCUCACAGAUGGCUGAAAUCAUCUUGAGGGCAGCUUGUGAGAUAUCCACUUUGUUAGCCCGUUCAUUUUUCAUCGGAUUUUCUGUCACAUUCUUGGCCCUGCUUGCCCGUCUCCGCAUAUUGGUUCAACAAAUAUUGUUUGAUGCUGUUUCCAUCUUCAAUUCAGUAACUUCUAUCUCCCGAAAAAAGCAAGUUGUGAAGAUAGAACUAGAUGGGGUUGAGGUAUUCCGCGAGUUCUAUCCAAAGGACGAGGACUAUAUCACAUUAGAUUGCGUAUGGAAGACAGAUAAGUUUGUGUUACUGGAGACAUUGCAGAAGCGUGAGGAUAUUACUAUUACUAAAGAUCAGGAUGUAGCAGAAGACCCUUCUAGUAGGGAUUUAUCAAUACAGUAUCACACACUUUUCUCUUUUCUUGGGGAAGAUGCAUCUUCUCUGGUUGAAGCAGAGGAUAAAGUUGUAGUGAGAGAGAGUUCAACUUCCAUGGAGGGAGUCCCUUCUUCAGAGACAAACAACGGAACACAACAAACAGAAGCUUCAGAGAAAACGGAAGACAUGCCUAACUUGCCUGUAGAAGCCGAAAAAACAGGCACGGACCGAGUAAAACCCAGUUCAAGUUUUGCAACUAAAGUGGCUUUUCUAUCUGUGAAGAGACCUUCACCUGUAACAGGCAAUGCCAUGGAACCUCCAUUAAAGAAACCAGAAACUAGCAGCAAAAACACGAAAGAGGAAGAUGGGUUUUAUAAUUUACUCAUCCGUGGGACCGGAAAAGACAGCUUGUUCUAGUGGGCAUGUCGCUUGUGAGCUAA
Molecule: messenger RNA, 1376 nt
Organism: Tarenaya hassleriana
Lineage: Eukaryota; Viridiplantae; Streptophyta; Magnoliopsida; Brassicales; Cleomaceae
Exons: 9
Coding region: 241-1353 (370 amino acids)
Source: RefSeq, a predicted model, not a curated record